CACUUCUAGACUCUAGUCAGUUCUCACAACCAUCAACAUGAGAGAAAUCGUUCAUAUGCAAACUGGUCAAUGUGGUAACCAGAUCGGAGCUAAGUUCUGGGAAGUGAUCUCUGAUGAACAUGGUAUUGACCCAACUGGAACUUACCACGGUGAUUCUGAUCUCCAGUUGGAGAGAAUCAACGUUUAUUACAAUGAAGCUACCGGUGGUAAAUAUGUACCCAGAGCUGUUCUCGUCGACUUGGAACCUGGUACCAUGGAUUCUGUAAGAUCAGGACCCUUUGGUCAGAUCUUCCGACCAGAUAACUUUGUCUUCGGACAAUCUGGUGCCGGUAAUAACUGGGCUAAAGGUCAUUAUACAGAAGGUGCUGAAUUGGUAGAUUCAGUUCUUGAUGUAGUCCGUAAAGAAGCUGAAAGCUGUGACUGUCUACAAGGAUUCCAGUUGACCCAUUCUCUGGGUGGUGGAACUGGUUCUGAAUAUCCAGAUAGAAUCAUGAACACCUUCUCUGUUUGUCCUUCACCAAAGGUAUCUGAUACAGUUGUGGAACCUUACAACGCCACCCUCUCAGUUCAUCAAUUGGUAGAAAAUACAGACGAGACUUACUGUAUUGAUAAUGAGGCUCUAUACGAUAUCUGUUUCCGUACCCUCAAACUGACCACACCCACUUACGGUGACCUCAACCAUCUGGUAUCAGCCACAAUGUCUGGUGUGACCACCUGUCUCCGAUUCCCUGGUCAGCUCAAUGCCGAUCUCAGAAAGCUAGCCGUCAACAUGGUACCUUUCCCACGUCUUCAUUUCUUUAUGCCAGGAUUUGCUCCUCUCACCUCUCGAGGCUCCCAACAGUACCGAGCCCUCACUGUACCCGAACUCACUCAACAGAUGUUCGAUGCCAAGAACAUGAUGGCUGCUUGUGAUCCUCGUCAUGGUCGUUAUCUGACAGUAGCUACAAUGUUCAGAGGUCGUAUGUCCAUGAAGGAGGUAGAUGAACAGAUGUUGAAUGUUCAGAAUAAGAACAGCAGCUACUUUGUUGAAUGGAUUCCAAACAAUGUUAAAACUGCUGUUUGUGACAUUCCACCAAGAGGUCUGAAGAUGUCUGGAACAUUUAUUGGUAAUACGACAGCCAUCCAGGAACUGUUUAAGAGAAUUUCUGAACAGUUUACAGCUAUGUUCAGAAGAAAGGCUUUCCUCCAUUGGUAUACUGGUGAAGGUAUGGAUGAGAUGGAAUUUACUGAAGCUGAAUCCAACAUGAAUGAUCUGGUAUCUGAAUAUCAACAGUACCAGGAUGCUACAGCUGAAGAGGAGGGAGAAUUUGAUGAAGAAGAAGGGGAGCAAGAUGAAGCUUAAACAAAACGCAAAAUUUAUAUUUUAAUCGUUCUUAUUCUAUUUAUUAAAAUUGUUAUUUUCUCAGU
Molecule: messenger RNA, 1407 nt
Organism: Lottia gigantea (owl limpet)
Lineage: Eukaryota; Metazoa; Mollusca; Gastropoda; Lottiidae
Exons: 4
Coding region: 38-1342 (434 amino acids)
Biological process (GO): mitotic cell cycle; microtubule cytoskeleton organization
Cellular component (GO): cytoplasm; microtubule
Molecular function (GO): structural constituent of cytoskeleton; GTPase activity; GTP binding
Source: RefSeq, a predicted model, not a curated record